AUGGCAUCUGCAGGGCCGUCGAAGAGCUCGUCGCGUAGCACUGCAGGCUCGCAGUGGACUGCGAAACAAAACAAGAAGUUCGAGAGGGCGCUCGCUGUCUACGACAAGGACACACCCGACAGGUGGUACAACGUGGCUCGAGCCGUCGGAGGGAAGACGCCCGAGGAGGUGAAGCAGCAUUACGAAAAACUCGUUAGGGACGUCCAGCAGAUCGAGUCUGGCCGCGNAACGUGGAACAACAAGGCCUCGGCCGGUCGAUUUCUGCGGCCGCAGAGUUGGUCGCCGAAAAGGGAAGAGAAAUAA
Ananas comosus (pineapple) is the source of this 303-nucleotide messenger RNA. Its product is annotated as protein RADIALIS-like 3. Lineage: Eukaryota; Viridiplantae; Streptophyta; Magnoliopsida; Poales; Bromeliaceae. The record is from RefSeq and is a predicted model, not a curated record. Gene Ontology annotation, molecular function: DNA-binding transcription factor activity. The coding region runs from base 1 to 303 and encodes 100 amino acids. The transcript has a single exon.